GUGCGCGCGCGCGCGCUUUCGCUCGCUCGCUCGCUCGCUCGCUCCCGUCUGCUCCCUGUACUACCGGUAAGUCUCUUUGUUGGACAUCAUGAAACUCUCCCCGGUUUUUGUCCACGCGUGUCGAGUCUCCGUGAGUCUACAGAGACCGCUGAUCCCCUGGAGAAGAUCGUUACCGGGGAACAGGACGGGCUUUUCGGUGCCGGUUCGGCGCGCGGCGUCCAGCAGCAUCGGCGGUCCCGGAGCUUCAGAACCGGCGGCCAGCUCGAGCUGUGAGCAAACCGGGGACACGAGGCCACAUAUCGUCCGAGAGAUCCUCCAGAGGAGCAGAGAGGAGCUCGCUGCUGUAGUGAAAUCUCACCCAGGUAUCAAACCCACCCUGGCCAUCAUACAGUCGGGAGAAGAUGACACUUUACUGGACAUCAAUAAGAAGAUGGCAGGAAAGGUCGGACUGAACGUGACGCAGAUCUGUCUGCCGAGCCUCUGCACGCAGGACGAGGUCAUAGAGGAGGUGCUGAGGCUGAACGACGACCCCAACGUUCACGGCGUGUUCCUGUGUCUUCCUCCAUCGUUCCUUUCCCGCAGAGUUCUCAACUCCAUCAAACCUGAGAAAGAUGUGGAAGGGGUCUCGGACCUGAACGUGGGCCGCCUGGUGUCAGGAGGUCUGUCUGAAGGCUUUGUCUCCCCGGUAACAGGAGCAGUGUUGGAGCUGCUGGACAGACACGCUGCUCCUCUGGCUGGGAAGAAGGCGGUGCUGGUGGGUCUGGACGGGCCUCUGAACGCGGUGCUCCAGUGUCUGCUGCAGAACCAAGGUGUAAAGGUGCAGAUGAGCCGCUGGAGCUCAGAGCAGCUGCACAAGCAGGUGACGGAGGCUGAUGUGGUCGUGUCGAUGGGAGACGAACACACGACUCUCCCAAACACCUGCUUUAAACCCGGAGUGACUCUCAUUAACUGCAGCCCUGCGUCACUCCCAGCGUUCUCUGCACACGAGAAGAAGCCUGAGGCUGAAUCCUGGUCAGAUGUUGGAAUCGUAAGCGCAGCUGUCAGGAUGCAGAACGUGGUGAGGAGCAGCAGGAGGUGGGUGGAAGGACAGCAGUAUCAGCCGUGGAAGCUCCGCCCCCUGAAGCUCCAGCCGCUGUGUCCUGUGCCCAGUGACAUCGAGAUCUCCCGAGCUCAGACUCCGAAGCCCGUCGUGCAGCUGGCGGAGGAAAUCGGCUUGUUGCCGGAGGAGUUGGAGGCGUACGGACGCUCGAAAGCCAAGGUUCGGCUCUCGGUACUCAAACGUCUGCAGCAGCAACCUGACGGCAAAUACGUCCUGGUAGCAGGCAUCACUCCGACUCCUCUUGGUGAAGGGAAGAGCACAGUGACGAUCGGUCUGGUCCAGGCUCUCUCAGCUCAUCUCAAACUCAACUCCUUUGCCUGCCUCAGACAACCGUCUCAGGGUCCUACAUUCGGAGUCAAAGGUGGAGCAGCAGGUGGAGGAUAUGCUCAGGUCAUCCCUAUGGAGGAGUUUAAUCUGCACUUGACCGGUGACAUUCACGCCAUUACAGCAGCGAAUAACCUGGUGGCUGCAGCGGUGGACGCGCGAAUCCUGCACGAAGCCACACAGUCUGAUAAGGCGCUGUAUAAAAGACUUGUGCCCUCAGUUAAUGGAGUGAGACGCUUCUCUUCCAUCCAGCUGAAGCGACUGAUGAAUCUCGGAAUCGACAAAUCGGACCCUAGCACCCUCACGCCUGAGGAGAUCCACGCCUUCGUCCGGCUGGACCUCGACCCCGCGAAGGUCACGUGGCAGAGAGUUGUAGACACCAACGAUCGUUUCCUGAGGAAGAUCACGGUCGGUCAGGGCAACACGGAGAAAGGCCACAGCCGGCAGACCCAGUUUGAUAUCGCAGUGGCGAGUGAGAUCAUGGCGAUUCUGGCUCUGACCGACGGUUUGGCUGAUAUGAAGGAGCGUCUGGGCCGCAUGGUGGUGGGCAGCAGCAGGAGCGGGCGGCCAGUAACAGCUGAUGAUCUCGGUGUAACUGGAGCUCUGGCUGUGCUGAUGAAAGAUGCCAUCAAACCCACUCUGAUGCAGACGCUGGAGGGCACGCCGGUGUUCGUGCACGCCGGACCGUUCGCCAACAUCGCACACGGAAACUCAUCGGUGCUGGCGGAUCAGCUGGCUCUCAAACUGGUCGGAGAGAACGGCUACGUGGUGACGGAGGCAGGUUUCGGAGCAGACAUCGGCAUGGAGAAGUUCUUCAACAUUAAAUGCCGAGCGUCUGGCCUGAAGCCUGAUGUCGUGGUGUUGGUGGCCACCAUCAGGGCCCUGAAGAUGCACGGAGGAGGUCCGAAUGUAACAGCUGGAGUGCCCCUCCCCAAAGAAUACACAGAGGAGGAUCUAAAGCUGGUCUCCGAAGGCUGCAGCAACCUAAAGAAACAGAUCCAGAUCGCUCGUCUGUUCGGCGUUCCCGUGGUGGUGGCGCUCAAUGUCUUUAAGACCGACACGGAUGCCGAGAUCGAGCUGGUGUGUCAUACGGCUGAGGCUUCAGGGGCGUCGGCGGCUGUGCCGUGUCAUCACUGGGGGCGGGGCGGACGUGGCGCCGUGAACCUGGCACACGCUGUGAAGGAAGCAGCAGCACAGACGAGCCAUUUCCGCUUCCUGUACAGCCUUCAGAGCCCCAUUGUGGAGAAAAUCCGCACUAUUGCACAGCGGGUUUAUGGCGCUGAUGACAUCGAGUUAUCGCCUGAAGCACAAGCGAAAAUUGACGAAUACACGCGACAGGGCUUUGACUCUCUGCCUGUCUGCAUGGCCAAAACACACCUGUCUCUCUCUCACAUGCCGGACAAAAAGGGCGUGCCCACCGACUUCAUCCUGCCAAUCAGAGACAUCCGUGCCAGCAUAGGGGCGGGGUUUAUUUAUCCUCUGGUUGGAACGAUGAGCACCAUGCCUGGUCUUCCUACACGCCCUUGUUUCUAUGACAUCGAUCUCGAUCCUGUAACCGAGGAGAUUUCGGGGCUCUUUUAACCAUCCACAAUUCUCACACACUCAACAGCGUCUCACCUCACCUUGACAUCUCGGCUUGGUGUCCGAUGGUUCCAGCCACCUGCAGCAGAGACGCUCUGUCUUCAGGAGCAAAAGGUCUUUCGGAAGCAUCUGAAAAUUGUCCAUCAACUCAUUAUACAGAGAUUGUAAAAAUGAGAACUCUAGUUUCUUUCUUUCUUUCUUUCUUUCUUUCUUUCUUUCUUUCUUUCUUUCUUUCUCUAGUUGCUUUCUUCGUAAUUUACUGCAGUUUAUUUUUUCCAGAUUUAUUAUUUUAUUAUAUUUGAUCAUAUUGUCUAAUGCCAUUGAUUCCAAGUAUUUGGCUGCAGUUUCUUUAUUGCACAAAUUUGUGUUCAGGUUUCAUCCUCAAACAAGGUUUAUUUUUACCAGCUUGUGUGUUUUAAAUCCAGUUUAAACAGUUGGUCACAUUUUAUGGCUUUAUGGAAAAAACCUUGAUUUACGAUCUGAAUCUUGUCUAAACUGAUUUUGGUCUUUUUAUUUUUUAUUUUUUUAAUUCAGUUUUCACAUGUAUUUAUAAUUCUGAUAUACACUGUACACUUCUAACUAAGGCCACGUUCACACUGCAGGUAAAAGUGGCCCAAAUCUGAUUUUUUGGGGGGUCAAGUGACCAGGUCAGACUUCUUCAGGAGUAGUGUGAACACUCAAAUCCACUUCCAUAUGUGGUCCUGAAUCAGACCCAAAUCUGACUUUUUCCAGUGUGGCCACAGUGUGAACAACCGAGGCGGAUUCGAUGCGAGUUUUAUGAUUUCAUUCGUCACAAUUGUGCACCUGCGAGUACAUCGUUGUUAUUGUUCGUUUGCGCGUGCGAGUCAGUUCGAAACAGCACACGGUUCACACUGGUAUCUGAUAUAGGCCACAUUUUAAAAGGUAAUGUGAACAGCCAAACAAAAAAAAUCAGAUCUGAGCAAAAUAUCCAAAUUAAGCAUUAAGACUUGCAGUGUGAACGUGGCCAAAGCGGUCAUUACAUCACCCCGUCGUCAUUACGUCACAGCAGUCUUGAUUAUGUCAUUGCCUCCCUAGUCAUUAUACAGUAUCACCAUCGUCAUUAUCUUGCCAGUCUCGAUUCUGUCAUUACAUCACAGCACUCGUGAUUACAUCAACACAGUCAUCGUUACAUCAGGGCUGUCAUUAUGUCACAGAAGUCAUUACAUCAGUGCUGUCAUUAGGUCUCAACAGUCAUCGUUACAUAAGUGUUGUCAUUAUGUCACAGCAGUCAUUACAUCAGUGCUGUAAUUAGGUCACAACAGUCAUCAGUGCUGUCAUUAUGUCACAGAAGUCAUUGCAUCAGUGCUGUCAUUAGGUCACAACAGUCAUCAUUACAUCAGUGCUGUCAUUAGGUCACAACAGUCAUCGUUACAUCAGUGCUGUCAUUAUGUCACAGCAGUCAUUACAUCAGUGCUGUCAUUAGGUCACAGCAGUCAUUACAUCAGUGCUGUCAUUAGGUCACAACAGUCAUCAUUAUAUCAGUGCUGUCAUUGUCACAGCAGGCAUUACAUCAGUGCUGUCAUUGUCAUCACAGUCAUCAUUACAUCAGUGUUGUCAUUAGGUCGCAACAGUCAACAUUACAUCAGUGUUAUUGUCACCACAGUCAUCAUUACAUCAGUGCUGUCAUUGUCACCACAGUCAUUACAUCAGUAAUGUCAUUAUGCCACAGCAGACUUUAUUACAUCACCACUGACUUCAUUACAGAAAACACCAGUCAUUACAUCAGUGCUGUCAUUACAUCAGUGCUGUCAUUACAUUACCACAGUCAUCAUUACAUCAGUGCUGUCAUUACAUCACCACAGUCAUCAUUACAUCAGUGCUGUCAUUACAUUACCACAGUCAUCAUUACAUCAGUGCUGUCAUUACAUCACCACAGUCAUCAUUACAUCAUUGCUGUGCUUACAUCACCACAGUCAUCAUUACAUCAUUGCUGUGCUUACAUCACCACAGUCAUCAUUACAUCAGUGCUGUCAUUACAUUACCACAGUCAUCAUAACAUCAUUGCUGUGCUUACGUCACCACUGACAUUGUUACGUCCCCACAGUCUUGAUUUUGUCAUUAAGUCACCACAUGACCAUGAUGACUGUCACCACAGUCAUUACGUCACAGCAGUCAUCAUUGUCACCACAGUCUUGAUUUUGUAAUUGUUACCACACUCAUUUUUUCUACUUGUGCACUGACAUGCAUUUGUACGUCUUGUAAUAAAUUUUAAAUAGUUAAUCAGCUGUCGAAUGUUUGGUGCCUAUUGGGUAAUAUAUCUCAUUUAUCUGAUCCAGUUCCUAUCAGUGAGGAACAAGUUCCACCAUUUCACAGCAAUAAAAACAUUGUAUUUUAUUUGCAAUGUUUUUUUAAAAUCUGGUGAGGUAAUGUCAAGCAGGAGAGACUUUCUAAAGUGUAAACACAAGAAAGAAUAAAAUGUUCCAUCUUUUCUUUG
This is a messenger RNA of Tachysurus fulvidraco (yellow catfish), 5459 nucleotides long. It is a transcript of the gene mthfd1l, whose product is annotated as methylenetetrahydrofolate dehydrogenase (NADP+ dependent) 1 like. NCBI's taxonomy places the organism in Eukaryota, Metazoa, Chordata, Actinopteri, Siluriformes, Bagridae. Bases 89 to 3004 code for a protein of 971 amino acids. Gene Ontology annotation, cellular component: cytosol. Gene Ontology annotation, biological process: tetrahydrofolate interconversion. Gene Ontology annotation, molecular function: formate-tetrahydrofolate ligase activity; methylenetetrahydrofolate dehydrogenase (NADP+) activity; ATP binding. The transcript is spliced from 28 exons. The record is from RefSeq and is a predicted model, not a curated record.